AAGCAAUUUAUGAGAGACGAUCGGUGGGUGGUAUAUCCCGAUUGAGCAGUCUGCUCAUCAAGAGGCAAUCUCGACCGUGAUCAUCCCUUGACAUUACUCAAAUGAACUCAUCAACAGUAGGCGAAGCUACGCCCAGCACGUCAUACACGGCGUAAUCUCGCAGAGUCGGUGAUGUUAUUCAGAACUAAAGACGUGUAUAAGAAGUAGAAGUCAUCCUGAGAACUAAUGGCUUUUCUUGACUAGCAUCACAUUCUGCAUCUGACUCCCAACCCAUCAACUAAUCUCAAGAUGUUUCAAAACACUAUCAAAUUGUCUUUACUCUGCGCGGCCGUGGCCGUGUCAGCAGACCGAACCUUCUAUCCCAAUACUACCGGCCCUUACCGAGUCGGGUACAAGCACCUUGAGCUUGUCGAUUACAAGAGGCCGGACAUCUUCGCACAGAGCCCAUCACCUCGCGAUCUCAUGACCACUCUCUAUUACCCUAUUGAAAACACCCAAAAGACCUGCACCAUCCAGCCCCUUCUCGGGCCUCAUCUCGCAGCUUACUUAGACGGCCUGCUGUCGACCCCACCAGGGACUUUCACAGACUUCGCCUUGCCAGCAUGUGCGAACGCUUCCCUUGCCCGCCCAGAUCUACCUCUCGUGUUAUUCAGCCACGGAUACAGGGGUUCACGACUUCUCUAUUCCGGCUUCCUCCAAGAAUUCGCUAGCUACGGAUACAACAUAUUGGCUGUCGACCACCCUUCCGACGCUCAAGUAGUCGAGUAUCCCGACGGCCGCUUCGUGUACAACAGCCUCGGCGACGACGCACCAUAUGACAUCGAACAAGCCCUUCACGUGCGUGUGCAAGACAUGAUCUUCGCCCUCAACGCCAUGGGCAACAAGAACAUCACCUCCAGGAUCCCGGGUCUGUCCUACAAACGCCUGCAGACGACUGGCGUCGGCAUCCUGGGCCAUUCCCUCGGCGGCGCUACGACGUUCCAGUCCACCGCCAACGACACGCGCUUCAUCGCAGGAACGAGCUUUGACGGACCUUUCUGGGGGUCCGCCAACCAGACGGGAACUGACGCCCCAUACAUGCUGAUGGCUGCCCUCGAGCCCUCGAACGCGUACUGGGAGUCGGAAUGGACGACCACAUGGCCCCUACUACGGAGCGCCAAGGGGUGGUUCAACGUCGCCGGGUCGCUGCAUCUUUCCUUUGACGACUUCCCCCUCCUGUCUGAACUCCUGGGUGCUGGCACCGGUGGCAUUUUGGGUAAUGUCACGGGCACCAGGAUGAUCGAGAUACAAUCGACGUUUACGAAGAGCUUCUUCAACCAAUUCCUCAAGAACGAGACCGAUGGUCUGUUCGAAGGUGGUAUAAAUAGUGAUUGGCCUGAGGUUUCUCUCGUCAUGAGCUGAGCUUGAGGAGAUGAUGUGUAA
Xylaria bambusicola is the source of this 1422-nucleotide messenger RNA. RefSeq names its product platelet-activating factor acetylhydrolase. The transcript has a single exon. NCBI's taxonomy places the organism in Eukaryota, Fungi, Ascomycota, Sordariomycetes, Xylariales, Xylariaceae. Gene Ontology annotation, molecular function: 1-alkyl-2-acetylglycerophosphocholine esterase activity. The record is from RefSeq and is a predicted model, not a curated record. Bases 289 to 1401 code for a protein of 370 amino acids.